AUGCCUUCCCGACAAGAAGUCUCCUACUUUGGAGCUGGUCCAGCUCCCCUCCCGUCCUCAGUCGUCGAGGCCGGCGCAAACGCAUUCGUCAACUUCAACGACGCCGGACUCGGACUCGGCGAGAUUUCGCACCGCUCCCCCACCGCCAACAAGAUCCUCAACGACGCCAAGGCCAACCUCUCCGCUCUCCUCGAUAUCCCUGAUAACUAUGAGAUCCUGUUCAUGCAGGCCGGAGGCAGUGGCGAGUUCAGCGCUGUCGUGCAGAACCUGGUCCCCGUCUGGAUUGAGCGCCGUCGCCGCAAGGCCGAGACCGACGUGAAGAAGGCACAGCCCGAUGCGGAACAGGCUGAGGUUGACGAGUUGGUCUUCCAGAGACUUCAGAAGGAGAUCGACGAGGAGCUGAAGCUGGAUUACCUCGUGACUGGAUCCUGGUCGCUCAAGGCUUCCCAGGAAGCCAGUAGACUGAUCGGUUCGAAAUACGUGAAUGUCGCUCUUGAUGCUCGCAAGGCCAACAAUGGGAAGUUUGGUACAAUCCCCGCGGAGGAUUCCUGGUCGUUGACUCCUACCAAGAAGGAGGGCGGCAAGGGCUCUGCGUUUGUCUACUUCUGCGAUAACGAGACCGUCGAUGGUGUCGAGUUCCAGCAGUUCCCCAAGUCAUUGGAAGCUCAGGGUCAGGAUGCCGAAGAUGAGCGUCUCGUUGUCGCCGAUAUGAGCUCCAAUUUCAUCAGCCGGAAGGUUGAUGUCAGCAAAUACGCUGUUAUCUUCGUACGUCGCUUCAAUCUCUCUGCGUUAUGGGAUACACUAACAAUAUAUACAGGGAGGCGCUCAAAAGAACAUCGGUGUCACCGGUAUCACUAUUGCCAUCGUUCGCAAGGACCUCCUCCCUCCCCACACCGCGACUCCUCCCCCUGCUCUCCUCCACCGGUUGAACAUUGGCGGUCUCCCGGCCCAAUCGUUCUCGACUACGCCACUAUCGCCAAGAACAACUCCCUCUACAAUACCCUCCCCAUUUUCAACCUCUGGAUCGCCGGCCAGGUCAUGGCCGACCUGAUGGCCGAGUUCAGCGCUCAAAAGGUCAGCGGACAAGAGGAAGUCGCCAAUAAGAAGGCACAGCUUAUCUACGGUGCCUUGGACAAGUUCCCGCAAGUGUACCAGGUUGUGCCUGACGCCAGCGUCCGCAGCCGCAUGAACAUCUGCUUCCGUGUUAGCGGCGGCGACGAUGCAAAGGAGAAGGAGUUCAUCGCUGGCGCUGAGAAGCGUCUUCUCCAGGGUCUCAAGGGCCACCGCAGUGUAGGCGGUAUGCGUGCCAGCAACUACAAUGCGGUUCCAUUGGAGAACGUGCAGAAGCUGGUGCAGUACCUCGAGGACUUUGCUACAGCACAGUAG
Penicillium mononematosum is the source of this 1386-nucleotide messenger RNA. Its product is annotated as O-phospho-L-serine:2-oxoglutarate transaminase. The transcript has a single exon. The record is from RefSeq and is a predicted model, not a curated record. Gene Ontology annotation, biological process: L-serine biosynthetic process. Gene Ontology annotation, cellular component: cytoplasm. Gene Ontology annotation, molecular function: pyridoxal phosphate binding; O-phospho-L-serine:2-oxoglutarate transaminase activity. The coding region runs from base 1 to 1386 and encodes 461 amino acids. NCBI's taxonomy places the organism in Eukaryota, Fungi, Ascomycota, Eurotiomycetes, Eurotiales, Aspergillaceae.